GUUAUGUAUACGAAAGAUAAGCAGAGAAUACCGAUAGAAGUAAACACGAAAUUACUUUGAAUUAUUUAAAUUGUGUUUUCAAUUAAAUCCUAGAUAAAAGUUCAAUAGAACCAGAGAAUAGAAACUUAACAGAACUGAAUAUGACACUGCCAGGUAUUGGAGUGUUUGGUACCGGGAGUAUCGUGAGGAUCAUUAUUCCGUUCUUAAGGGAAAAAGGGUUUAAGAUUGAAGCUAUCUGGGGACAUACCCUGGCAGAAGUAUCAGAGGUUGCAGCUGAUCUUGAAAUUCCAUUUCAUACUAGUCGAAUAGAUGAUGUACUGCUUAGGAAAGAUGUUGAUUUGAUCUUCAUCAUGUGUUCCCCUAGUUUACAUGCACAAAUUGCAGUGAAAGCUUUAGGAAUUGGAAAGCAUGUUGUGUGUGAUAAACCUGCUGGUUUAAGCCAAAGUGACGCCCUAAAAAUGGUACGGGCUGCGCAGUAUUAUCCUUCCUUAAUAAGCAUUGUCAAUCACAGUUUAAGAUUCUUGCCAGCAUUCGUUAAUAUGAAACAGGUUCUAGAGGAAGGAUACCUAGGUGGUCUUGUGACUGUAGUAGAAGUUAGAGUACACAUGGGCAGUUUAUUACACAAUGGAUAUGACUGGUUGUGCGAUGAUAUAAUGGGAGGAGGAAUUUUAGCUUUGGUCGGAAGUCAUGUAAUAGAUUUAAUCUUUCACUUGACUGGCCAACGUGCCUCUAGAGUACAUGCAGUAGUUCGUACUUUCACCCAAACUACAAAGCACAUAAAUGGAAUAAGGCAUGUUACAUCACCAGAUUUUUGUAGCUUUCAAAUGGAGUUGAGUGGUGGUACUUUGGUAACAGCAACUUUGAGCAAUCAUUUACAAGGUCAGCUUUCCCAAGAGGUAUUAAUAUGUGGAGGUAGUAAUCAUCUUCUUGCACGUGGUGGUGACUUAUACGGCUAUCGCAACGGACAAGAAGAAAUGUUGUAUGUUGAUACGGACGACUUGCAAGAUGUGACCUUUUCUAUUACUGACUCUGUUCCAAGACCUUAUGUCAAAGGAUUAAGAAACAUGAUCUCUGCAUUGAGACAAGCAUUUCAAUCUGUAGAAGAUAAAAGAGGUUGGAUAAAGGAACCAGUAUUCUCUGCUUCAACGUUUGAAGAUGGUUUGUACGUUCAAGCAGUCAUCGAUGCACUGCGACAAAGUAAUAAACGACGGGAAUGGGUAAAAGUUAAUAUAUUAACAGAAGAACCGGAUCCAAACCCUUUGUUAAGUGCAGCUGUUAGAGCUACAGCAAUUUCAAUAUAA
Messenger RNA from Dufourea novaeangliae, 1301 nucleotides. Its product is annotated as glucose-fructose oxidoreductase domain-containing protein 1. Bases 141 to 1301 code for a protein of 386 amino acids. Gene Ontology annotation, molecular function: nucleotide binding. The transcript is spliced from 2 exons. The record is from RefSeq and is a predicted model, not a curated record. Lineage: Eukaryota; Metazoa; Arthropoda; Insecta; Hymenoptera; Halictidae.